CAGUCACAAGUUAACACGGUCACUCGUUAAACCGAAACUCCCUUUCAUUUGACAUCAUGAUGCUAACUAUAAAUUAGCUCAAAGAAACUUCAUCCAUGUGACAUGUUUGCUUUGACAGUAUUGAAGAAAACAGGUGCCUGUUCCAGUGUCAGCUCCGUAGCUGCAGUGAAAGUGAAGCUCUGACAGUUUUCAAGCUGGAUUUCUGACCGCUGCUUUUCUCAAUGAGGUACAGAGGAGCUCAGAUCUGUCUCUGGGCUCAUGGCUCAUGCUGUUUAUCCCGCCUCUUCCCGCCUGGAUCUCUGCCUGGCAGAAUCGUUCUGGUCCGAACCUACAGUGCUCACCAUCAGCCUGGCUCCCCCCCACCUACUAACCCAGCCCCUCCUGAGGGGAAGGGAGGAGCCGAGGUGGUGAAGGAGCACGCCCUGGCUGCCUUACAGCAUGCAGGUGAUGUGGGGCGGCAGUGGGGUCAGUGGUCGGCUCAGAUGACCACCGCCACAGUCAACAACUGGUGGGAGAGGUACGAGGAAUUCGUCGGUCUCAACGAGGUCCGCAAGGCCCAAACCAAGGUCACUGAGGCUGAGGCAGCGUUCAUGGUGGCCAGAGGGAUGGUACGAGAGGCUCAUUCCAGCUUGGAGGCUCUGCAGGGCAGGCUGAAGGAGGUCAGAGACCGGCUGGACAGAGUCUCCAGGGAGGAGGCUCACUACCUGGAGCUGGCAACGAUGGAGCACAAACUGCUGCAGGAAGAGCGUCGUCUCCGGACAGCCUACGAGAACGCCGAGGCUGCAGAGAGGGAGAAGUUCGCCUUGUUUUCAGCAGGCGUCAGGGAGAGCCACGAGAAGGAGAGGACGAGAGCCGAACGCACCAAGAACUGGUCCAUCAUCGGCUCGGUGCUCGGAGCCCUGAUCGGGGUCAUGGGAUCAACGUACGUCAACCGCGUCCGCCUGCAGGAGCUUAAGAGUCUGUUGCUGGAGGCCCAGAAAGGUCCAGAGAGCCUGCAGGAAGCCCUCAGGGUUCAGGCUGGAAACCAUCGCUCCCAGCAGGACGAGCUCAGAAUGCUCAUCGACAGCCUCAGGUUCACUCUGAAGGACGCCUUCACGAAGAAGGACGACUCCCUUCAGGAAAAGGAAAGUCCGACUUCAGACUCACCUGUUGUGCCUAUUUCAGCCUUAAAAGACCUCCACAUUGGCAGCGAAAGGACAGAGUCCCUCCUGGAGUCCCUCCCACCACAACUGGGCCAACUGGAGCAAGGACUCGGUCGGGUAGAGAGCGAAGUGUCUGUGGUGAGGAGGCUGCUGGAGACCAGUCCACAGAGGGAAAUACAGGCUAGUCAGCCGCAGCCGGAGAGGCCUGAAAGACCAGCGAGAGGGGACCAGUGGGAGUCUGAGGUGGUGGUUAAGAGUCUAGAGGAAACCCAGAGGACACUGGGAGAAGGAAUUAGGAAAAACACCUUUUAUAACGCUGUGUUCGCGUACACUGCCACCGCCAUCACCAUCUCUGCUGUCUACAUGCUGCUUAGAGGAACUGGUUAGAGAAGAUACCUCAAGUUAGAAUAUGUAAACAUGCACUUAAACACUACUGGUAAUAAUCUAAAUUAAUUAUUUCAGGAUAUAAUAUUUUCAUGGUGGAAGUUUUCUAAUAAACCGGUUUACAGGUGUUGAUUUGGGCUCGUCAUCUACCGCUGAUGUUUGCUGAACUACUCAAGCCGAGAGCGACUGGUUGGCUCUAACAGUGUAAUCAAGAUAAUUUAAAAGGAGUUUGGCCCUAUUUCUAGCUAUGUUGCAUUCCACUGCUAGUGCUCAGCAGUAUGAGCGUCUAUCACAUCUUUAAACAGUCAGAUAUGAUCAUCAGAUUGAUCAGAUUUCUCCAAAAUGUACUGAAUGAAACACUUGAGUUCAGCAUUGACGUCAGGUUGAUGUCACAUGCCAUUAUGUAAUUAUAUGGGUGCGUCCAUCAAAUACUUUGUUGGUUUACUUUAUAAAAUGUCAAAAAAUAGUGAAAACGCCCAUCACAAUUACCCAGAGCCCAAGAUCACAUCUUCAUGUCGUUUUUUUUUGUCCAUUCAACAUUUCCAACAUCCAGCAUUAACCACUUACAGAUCCCUGGGACAGAAAUGAGCUGUAGGUGCUCCCAUGUUUGUGGUAAUUUGGUAAAAAAUAAACUAAUUAGUUUAGGAAUAUACAGCAUGUAUAUUUUGACACAGGGCUCUCUCCAAGAUAGAUAAUAAUGAAGGAGCCAGCUUAAGGCCAAAAUCAUUGAGACUUAAUGGUUGAUAUUCCUCCAAAUAAAUUACAAUUUAUCAAAUUGGCACACUACAUAUAUACAUAUGAGGACCGACUUUGCCCAGUUGGUAAUUCACCUCUGCCCACCAAGAGUUUAAUUCAUGGUAUAAAAUGGAGAAAAGGAGAAAAUCCUCACCUUUAAGAAACUGUGACCAGAGAAUGUUUGACAUUUUUUCUUGUUAAGACUGAAAUGAUGAUCAAAUAUUUUCCUGAUUAAUUAUCUGUUAAUUGUUUUAUCUACUGAAACAUUUGCUACUACUACUACUAUCUACUGCAUCUCAGAAACCUCCUGAUUGAGAAUUUCUGAGCGUCUGAUUUGCAGAAGAGCUGCUGCAUCACUGAUCAAACCCUAUAGGGGUGAACGCCAGUUUGACUUGCGCUCUCAAGCACUUGGCUGGAACCGCAUUGGUAACUGAUGUUUAUCUGAAGCCAAGUUAGUCCAGCGCCAAGUGAGUUUUUAACUCUGGUAAUCUGAGUCAGCAUUUUAAUCAUCAACCUGUAAUUUUUUGACUUGCUGAACGUCAGAGGGACCACAUAUUCCGUUCAUGAUUCAACCUCUGGGAGUCAUUUCCAGUCUGCUCCAAGCUAUAACUCUCCGACAAUAGUGAAGGAUUGACGACAAAACUUUGUUCCUCUCAUUUAACAGGGCAUGAAAUUGUGCAUAAGAUCAGUAAAAAUAUAAACAUAUAAAAGGGCAAUAAUGAGAAUAAGUUAGCUAUGUUUUACUUACCUCACUGCAGAG
Messenger RNA from Thunnus maccoyii (southern bluefin tuna), 3021 nucleotides. It is a transcript of the gene ccdc51, whose product is annotated as coiled-coil domain containing 51. The transcript has 7 exons. Bases 222 to 1529 code for a protein of 435 amino acids. NCBI's taxonomy places the organism in Eukaryota, Metazoa, Chordata, Actinopteri, Scombriformes, Scombridae. The record is from RefSeq and is a predicted model, not a curated record.